Molecule: messenger RNA, 1008 nt
Organism: Poeciliopsis prolifica (blackstripe livebearer)
Lineage: Eukaryota; Metazoa; Chordata; Actinopteri; Cyprinodontiformes; Poeciliidae
Exons: 3
Coding region: 1-840 (279 amino acids)
Molecular function (GO): methyltransferase activity; 2-oxoglutarate-dependent dioxygenase activity
Source: RefSeq, a predicted model, not a curated record
AUGGUUUGCCUUCUUUCAGUGUUUUCGUUGGCCGAGGCGACCAGGAGCUGCUGGAGCUGCUUUCUGGACAAACGGCUCCCUUCGUCUCUACUGGCUCCACUGGGAGCCACUGGAAUAUUCUGCUCCUCUAUAUCCAGUAGAAAACCUCAGCGAUCCUUUGACGAAAUGGGUUGUCCUGAGCACAAAGACCACCGAAACGGCUUGAGCGACGAACAGUUUGCAUACAGAUCUAACCGCUCGACUGAGGAUGCCAUCUCCUCUGCUCUUCAUCUGAGCCCGGUACACCUGGAGAAAAGAAACCCCCACAUACGAAUGCUGUAUUGGACUUCAGCUCAGCAUUCAAUACGGCCAUCCCUCAGGACUUGGUAUGCAAACUGGUCCCCCUGGGCUUCAAUGCUCCACUGUGCAACUGGCUGCUGGACUUUAAACACUGGCUACCCAGAGGGCUGUGUCCUGAGCACCGUGCUGUUUACCCUGAUGACCCACAACUGUCGUCCCAGGUUUAACACCAACCUCAUCAUGAAAUAUGCAGGUGACACAACAAUUAUGGGACUCAUUCAGGACAAUAAUGAAGGGAACUACAGAAAACAAGUACAACAUCUUGUGGACUGGUGCAGAAUAUACAACCUGCUCCUGAACGUCGACAAGACAAAAGAGAUCAUUGUCGACCUCAGGAGGUCUCGACCCAACCACACACCACUUCUUAUCAAUGACGAAGCAGUGGAGAUCGUCAGCAGCAAUAAGUUACUGGGGGUUCACAUUACAGACAACCUAAGCUGGACAAUUCACAUCACUUCACCGGUGAAAAAGGCACAGCAGCGCCUGCACUUUCUGAGAUGAAGUCUCUGCGAAGAGUGGUGAAGACAGUGGAGAGGAUCAUUGGGGCGCCACUUCCCCCAUCCAAAGCAUUGCACACAGACACUGCUUAGCCAGAGCAAACCAGAUCCUUUCUGAUUGAACCUAUCCUCUCCAUAAUCUGUUCAUCCGCUUGCUGUCUGGGAGGAGAGU